AUGGACAUUGAUUUCAAAGAAUACCAAUUACGCUGUGAACUCCACGGCCACGAAGACGACGUUCGCGGAAUAACUAUCUGCGGCGGCGAUAACGGCGGAAUAGCAACCUCAUCGCGUGACAAAACGAUUAGGUUAUGGACUCGAGAUAAUCGCAAAUUCGUCUUGGACAAGGUUCUGGUAGGUCACACAAGCUUUGUGGGACCUAUAGCAUGGAUUCCACCGAACCCUGAUUUGCCACACGGUGGUGUUGUUUCUGGUGGUAUGGAUACUCUUGUGUUGGUUUGGGACUUGAAUAGUGGUGAGAAGGUGCAGAGUCUUAAAGGUCAUCAAUUGCAGGUUACUGGUAUUGUGGUUGAUGAUGGUGAUCUUGUUUCGUCUUCUAUGGAUUGCACUUUGAGGAGGUGGAGAAAUGGGCAAUGCAUAGAGACCUGGGAGGCUCACAAGGGGCCGAUUCAAGCAGUUAUAAAGCUACCCACAGGAGAGCUUGUUACAGGUUCAAGUGACACUACUUUAAAGACUUGGAAGGGCAAAACAUGUUUACAUACUUUUCAAGGACAUGCAGAUACUGUUCGUGGCUUGGCUGUGAUGUCUGAUCUUGGAAUCCUAUCUGCAUCCCAUGAUGGUUCUCUGAGAUUAUGGGCAGUAAGUGGUGAAGGGUUAAUGGAGAUGGUUGGCCAUACUGCAAUUGUUUAUUCAGUUGAUUCACAUGCAUCAGGACUUAUUGUCAGCGGUAGCGAAGACCGUUUUGCAAAAAUAUGGAAAGAUGGAGUUUGUGUCCAGAGCAUAGAGCAUCCUGGUUGUGUUUGGGAUACAAAAUUUAUGGAAAAUGGGGAUAUUGUGACAGCAUGUUCCGAUGGAAUUGCACGCAUCUGGACUGUAAAUCAGGAUUAUUUUGCUGACCAGCUAGAGCUUGAUUUAUACACUUCGCAACUUUCUCAAUACAAGUCUAGUAGAAAGAGGGUUGGAGGAUUGAAAUUGGAGGAGUUACCAGGCUUGGAUACACUGAAGAUCCCAGGAACUUCUGAUGGCCAGACAAAAGUUGUCAGAGAGGGAGAUAACGGAGUUGCGUAUGCAUGGAACAUGGCAGAACAGAAAUGGGAUAAAAUUGGUGAAGUUGUUGAUGGACCGGAAGAAUCAAAUCGCCCUCUCUUCGAUGGUGUUCAGUAUGAUUAUGUGUUUGAUGUGGAUAUUGGAGAUGGUAUGCCUAUCAGGAAGUUGCCAUACAACCGAUCAGAUAAUGCAUAUGAUGCUGCUGAUAAAUGGCUACUUAAGGAGGGUCUUCCUCUUUCUUUUCGUGAGCAAGUCGUACAGUUCAUACUUCAAAAUUCUGGACAAAAAGAUAUUACUUUUGAUGCUUCAUUUCGUGAUCCGUACACCGGCUCCAAUGCUUACGUACCAGGUCAACCUUCUCGCACAUCUGAUAUCUCUGCGAAGCCUACUUUCAAGCAUAUUCCUAAGAAAGGGAUGCUUGUUUUUGAUACUGCUCAAUUUGAUGGGAUUCUUAAAAAGAUUGCCGAGUUCAAUAAUGCCUUAUUAUCCGACCAGGGAAAUCAGAAGUUGUCUUUGACUGAGUUGGAUGUUGCCAGACUGGAUGCCAUUGUUAAAACACUGAAAGAUACAUCAUAUUAUCAUUCCAGUAAAUUUGCAGAAUCUGAAAUAGCUUUGCUACUGAAUAUGCUAUCUUCAUGGCCAACCACAAUGAUAUUUCCUGUCAUUGAUAUUACAAGGAUGGUAGUUCUUCACCCAGACGGGGCUAUUGCACUUCAGAAGCAUGUUGAAUCUGAAAAAGACAUUUUAAUGGAAGUGAUUAAGAAAGUUACCAUUAACCCAACGAUUCCUGCAAAUCUGUUGACCAGUAUUCGUGCUGUCUCCAAUCUCUUUAAGAAUUCAUGCUUCUAUAACUGGUUGCAGAAACAUCGCAGUGAGAUUCUUGAUGCUUUCUCAAGUUGUAGUUCAUCUACAAACAAAAAUUUGCAGUUAUCCUACUCUACAUUGAUACUCAAUUAUGCAGUGCUAUUGAUUGAAUCUAAGGAUCAAGAAGGUCAAUCUCAUGUUCUAUCAGCAGCACUUGAGAUUGUCGAGGAUGAAAAUGUGGCACCUGAUUCCAAAUUUCGUGCUUUAGUUGCCGUUGGAUCACUGAUGCUUGAGGGUCUUGUGAAAAAAAUAGCACUGGACUUUGAUGUUUUGAGCAUUGCAAAAGCAGCAAAGGGUUCUAAGGACUCCAAGAUUGCUGAAGUUGGAUCUGACAUCGAGCUAGUAUCAAAGCAAAGCUGAAUCCAAUUACUUUUGGGUUAUUAAUCUCUUCUAUCAAAUUUCAAAAAAAUGAAGAAAAAGGAAUGUUCAUGCUUAUGUUACUGAGUACUGAUUACUGACCCAUAAUCAGACACGUGCACACAUGGUUCCCUUUCAUUAUUCAGUGGAUUUUAUAUCUUUGUAGGGAAAGGUGAAUGCAUCAAAUGCAGAGUUGGUUGGAGUCGGAAAUUUAUGCAUUGUACAGCAUUAUGAUCUUCAGAUUCUUAUACCAAAUUCUUUCUCCUCAUAUUGAUUUUUCUUUAGUAUUGGUAAAUUUAAUUUUAUAUGGAUAAUCGGUCAAAAUCAAUCUUGUGACAAAGUUUGUUUGAGGAACAAAGAGGGAACCAUCUCGUGGCAAUUUAUUCAAACAUUGAAUAAUCAAUAUUAACUGUUACUUUAUA
Messenger RNA from Medicago truncatula (barrel medic), 2693 nucleotides. Its product is annotated as phospholipase A-2-activating protein. Gene Ontology annotation, molecular function: ubiquitin binding. The transcript is spliced from 21 exons. Bases 1 to 2274 code for a protein of 757 amino acids. Lineage: Eukaryota; Viridiplantae; Streptophyta; Magnoliopsida; Fabales; Fabaceae. The record is from RefSeq and is a predicted model, not a curated record. Gene Ontology annotation, cellular component: cytoplasm; nucleus. Gene Ontology annotation, biological process: proteasome-mediated ubiquitin-dependent protein catabolic process; ubiquitin recycling.